AUGUCAGCCGAAUUUCCCAACAACUUUAAUAACGACAAUACAAAUCGAUGGAUGAGUAAUGUUAAUAUGUCUGGUCAAAAUCUUUUUGCAGUACCACAGGUCGAAAAACCAUGUCCUAUUCCUGUUCCUUACGUUUAUGGAUCACCUGUCGGAUGGAAUGCAGCGAUUGUUGCUUUAUUAUCUUGUUUAUUGGCUUUGGUUUUUCUUUUAACAUGUCUUUAUUAUUUGGCUUAUCGUCGUCGUUAUAUGAAAGAAGUAUCGGAAUGUCCAUCACCGGUAGUUCUUGUUGAAAAAACAUCAACAUCACCAAAAUUAGUUACAAGUACAUCACAAACUGCUACAACAACAUUUAUUAAUGAAACAGGUAAAGAAACAAAAGUUAACACAUUAAAUGAACAAACAUCAGGAACAACAGGUGCUGGCGAUUUUGUUGGUAUGACAACAAUGAUUAAUGGACAUACAUCACCAUCACAUACGAAUGGUCUUUUGGCUAAUGGUAAUACUGAUCAAAGUGAACUUCGUUUACUUCAACAUGAAGAUCAUUAA
Molecule: messenger RNA, 546 nt
Organism: Rotaria sp. Silwood1
Lineage: Eukaryota; Metazoa; Rotifera; Eurotatoria; Philodinida; Philodinidae
Source: the annotation of a GenBank genome assembly